Messenger RNA from Didymodactylos carnosus, 272 nucleotides. Lineage: Eukaryota; Metazoa; Rotifera; Eurotatoria; Philodinida; Philodinidae. The record is from the annotation of a GenBank genome assembly.
AACACCUUCACCAACACCAACGGUUGAUCCACGUUCACGUGUUGAAUUACUUGAACGAAAUCUUCGUUAUGUUCAACAACAACAUGAAAUAACUCUAAGUGAUUUACAUAAUGAAAUAAAUCGACUUCAACAAGAAAAUCGAGAUCUUCAUUUUCGUAUGGCUGAUAUUCGUCCAUCAUCUUCAUCUACAAAUAAACAACAUAAAACUGAAACAGUACCAAAUUUACAACAAUUAGCUGAUCUUUCACUAAAUGAACCAAAUCUUGGUAUGA